Phoenix dactylifera (date palm) is the source of this 1242-nucleotide messenger RNA. Lineage: Eukaryota; Viridiplantae; Streptophyta; Magnoliopsida; Arecales; Arecaceae. The record is from RefSeq and is a predicted model, not a curated record.
UUAAAGGUAUGCCGAGAAUCUACCCAGCAAUCUUCCCCAUAACCUCAGCUUGCACCAUUCCCUAGUUUGAACUCCAAGCAGUUCCAAAAGGCAUUGAGAUUCCUACAGUUAUCUCUCCACAUCUGUGACAGUCCGGUGAUCGUCCUUCUUACUCGAGGUCCAAGCUUCCUUCCAGAAUAGUAAACCAACAGGAGACGGAUGGACAGUGAUGACGUAUAUUUGGAGCUUAGAAGACAGCUAGACUUCUCCAAGAAGGUGGUCGAACGCUCUGAGAUUUAUUCGAAGCUAACCGACCAAUUAACAAAUAAUACUGCAGUCAAAUGCAGCAUUGCUCGUGUGUUGGGCUCUCACAAUCAACUUCCAAUGGUGAUUUAUGAGCUUGGAAGUAUCCAAUACAGUUGGCCAUCUCGGAUUUGCCUCUCCCUUGCACUUCUACUAAAAGAAAAUUCAGGAGGUCUGAUCGAAGGUAUCGAGGUUUUUGAACCUACUGCUACUCCUGUGGAGAGCAGAGUUAUAGAAGACCUGGGCUGCAGUAUCAGUUUAAUAAAUGAGAUGUGCCAAAGAGUUGAUAAGCCCACACUGUUUUUCCUCCAGUAUCCAGACAGAGUGCUUUUUGAGCAUUUGUUUGAGAUUAACUGGUGCCCGGAUCGAUUGAGCCAGAUGAUAGUCUUGGGUUACAGCUUUAAACGCAUGAUGGAGAGAAUUAAUACAUAUAUUUCAGAUCAAGAAGAGGAGGGCGUCACCGAGCAAAGGAAUAAAUUACAGAGGUUGAUUGCAAUCCAGAAGUAUGUAUAUGAGUUCAAUGUAUGUGAUAAAAUAAAGAGCAUGCAUCGAGGUGAGCUAUUGAUAGAAGAAGAAUGGGAACAACAAUGUGACGAUCCACCGAUGUGCGCAAGUGAGGCUAGUGGGAACAACAAUGCAGAGAUGGACUUUGAUAGAGAAGACAAUGAUGGAGAAGAAGGAAGGUCGAAUUCUGAGUUUGAUGAGUAUGAUGAAGGGAUUUUCUAUGUAAUGCUUUCAUUGCACUUUUUCAAGCUGGACCCUGACACCAACAUGGAAGCAUUGCUGCCAAGUACUUCGUCGAAGGGAAUUAUAAAGCUCGAUCAAAUGAAAAUCAGCCAUGAAAAUCCCUUGAGACAGAACCUCAUUGCUUCCUGCAGGUCUGAUGAUAAUUUAGAACCAAGAACUUGGGUUUAUCAAAUACCUUGGGAAAAGACCAAUAGCAUAACAAAUUCAGUUUAG